AUGGCUACUCUGUUUGGCUUUAUGUUUGAGGAAAUAACCUUCAGUGAACACCCAACAACAAAAUUUGUAGAUGAAAUUACUUUGGCAGUGAAAAACUACCAGCAUGUCCUGUCCUUAGUAUUUGCAGUGAAGGAGAUCAAUGAGGAUGCAAAAAUCAUACCAAAUGUCAGCCUGGGGUUUCAAAUCUAUGACAGCUACACAAAUGCAAGGAUGACUCAUCAAAACAUCCUGAAACUUCUGUCCACCUCAGAAAGGACUGUCCCCAACUUCAAAUGUGACAACAAAAAGAAUAUGAUAGCUAUAAUUGGAGGACUAGAUUCUGAAGUCUCCCUACAUAUGGCUAUUAUCCUGGGUAUUUACAAGAUUCCACAGCUUCACUCUUUCCUAAGCAAAAUCAUAUUUAACAACAGUGCUGGGGAUACCAUCACAUUUAACGAAAAUGGUGAAUUAACUGCUGGCUUUGACAUUAUAAACUGGGUUAUUUCCCCAAACCAAUCCUUCUUAAAAGUAAAAGUGGGAAGGAUGGAUCCACAAUUGUCACAAGAGCAAGAGUUCAUUCUGGAUGAAAAGGCCAUCAGAUGGGACAGCACGUUCAAUCAGGUGCUGCCUCUUGCUGUGUGUAAUGACAAUUGUCAUCCAGGAUACAGCAAAAAGAAGAAGGAAGGAAAGCAGUUCUGUUGCUACGAUUGUGCCCCAUGCCCAGAGGGGAAGAUUUCAGACCAGAAGGACGUGGAUGAGUGUUCAAAAUGCCCAGAAGGUCAGUAUCCAAACAGGAACAAAGAUCAGUGCCUUUCAAAGAAAGUCAACUUCCUCUCAUUCACAGAAACUUUGGGGAUCCUUUUAACUUUCUUAGCUCUGUCUUUUUCUCUGAUCACAGCUUUGGUGUUUGGAGUCUUCGCUAAGCAUCAGAACACUCCCAUUGUCAAAGCCAACAAUCGAAACCUCACCUACUCUCUGCUUAUCGCACUAUUACUCUGCUUCCUCUGCUCGUUGUUAUUCAUUGGCCUGCCCCAAACAGUGAACUGCUGUUUAAGACAAACUGCUUUUGGUGUCAUCUUCUCUGUAGCUAUUUCCUGCAUAUUGGCAAAAACGAUAACUGUGAUUCUGGCUUUUGUUGCCACCAAGCCAGGGAGCAGCAUGAGAAAAUGGGUGGGGAAAGGAUUCACAAACACUAUCAUUCUUGGCUGCUCCUUUAUUCAAGCUACUAUUUGUGCUGUGUGGCUAUGCACUACUCCCCCAUUUGCACAUUUUGACAUGCACUCCCUUACUCAAGAAAUUGUAGUGGAAUGCAAUGAAGGUUCUGUCACUAUGUUUUAUUCUGUUCUGGGCUACCUGGGAUUCUUAGCCAUUGUUAGCUUCACUGUGGCUUUUCAGGCCAGGAAGUUGCCAGACAGCUUCAAUGAAGCCAAGUUCAUCACUUUCAGUAUGUUGGUUUUCUGCAGUGUUUGGAUGUCUUUUGUUCCUUCCUAUUUAAGCACAAAAGGAAAAUACAUGGUGGCUGUGGAGAUCUUCUCCAUCUUGUCCUCCAGUGCUGGGUUACUAGGUUGUAUCUUUGCUCCCAAAUGCUACAUAAUAAUCCUGAGGCCAGAACUGAACAAGAAGGAGCAGAUAAUAAAGAGAUAUUAG
Molecule: messenger RNA, 1626 nt
Organism: Podarcis muralis (Common wall lizard)
Lineage: Eukaryota; Metazoa; Chordata; Lepidosauria; Squamata; Lacertidae
Source: RefSeq, a predicted model, not a curated record